Messenger RNA from Diaporthe amygdali, 693 nucleotides. RefSeq lists its product as uncharacterized. NCBI's taxonomy places the organism in Eukaryota, Fungi, Ascomycota, Sordariomycetes, Diaporthales, Diaporthaceae. Gene Ontology annotation, molecular function: O-methyltransferase activity. The transcript has 2 exons. The coding region runs from base 1 to 693 and encodes 230 amino acids. The record is from RefSeq and is a predicted model, not a curated record.
AUGGCCACGUCCCUUCCCAACCCAGUGGUCGCCCCGCCACACGUCCACGAGCUCCUGGACCGGCUGCACGCCCGCUCAGCCGAGCAGGAAGCCAAGAUCGACAGCGCCGUCUACGACACGGCGGGCACGAGCGCCUUCGACGACCUCAUGCGCGACAAGUUCGUCGCCCUGGACCAGGACAAGAGCCAGUUCGUGUACCAGCUGGCGCGGAUGACUGGCGCAACCAGCGUCGUCGAGGCGGGGACCAGCUACGGCGUGAGCACCAUCUACCUCGCGCUCGCAGUGGGCCAGAAUGUUGCGGAUGGGAAAGCGGGUCCUGGGAAGGUCAUCGCCACUGAGAAGGAGCCCGAGAAGAUCAAGCUCGCGAAGGCGCACUGGAUGGAGGUCGGCCAGGAGAUCGAGCCUUACAUUGAUUUGAGGGAGGGCGACCUGCUCCAGACGCUGAGCAAGGACUUGCCGGAGGUAGACCUGCUCCUGCUUGACAUAUGGGCGCCUCUCGCCCUCCCUACCUUGAAGAUUGUGCAGCCCAAGUUGAGACCAGGGGCUGUGGUCAUCGUUGAUAACACGAUAUCUGGAGAGCAGCGGUACAAGGAACUGUUGCAGCACCUCAGGGAUCCAGAAAGUGGCUUCAGCAACUUGACCGUACCGUAUCAAAACGGGCUGGAUGUUUCCGUCUACCAUCCCAAAAAGUGA